UAGGUGUAUUGCAAAUGAGAAGCAAUUGCAAAACGAAAUGUCUGAAAUAUUCGGAGAUUUGGCAGUGGAUCUAUUGAGGAAAUUUCUGCAAUGGUUUUGGAGAUCCAUGAUAUCAGCUACAGAAAACAAUCCGAAGGUUUUAAAAAUAAAAGACGUAGAACAAUUCUUCCCGAGAUAUGCUCGGCAUUUAAAAGCUGCUGAACGUAUUAACAGAGAUUUGUUCUUGAACACUGUGAGAGUUCCAGAGUUAGUUUUAAGCAAUGACAUUUCAAGAAUCUCAGAAAGCAGAGAAUAUUCUAAAUUGCUUGUAGCUGCAACAUGUAUAGAGAAAGAUUUAAGAACACUUAGAAAUUACGUUCUUCUGCACUUCGUGGGUGCCGAGAAAACGAGUCUUAUGGUCCAAAAGGAAAUAGAAAAUAUUAUUUCUCUUUCACCAAAUGCUCUUUGGAGGGUAAUUGUUCUGAAAAAAGACAUGGAUAUCCAUACUGAAGACAAAUGUUCAUUAGUUCUUUUUGACAAGACUCGUGAAUGUUGGGAAUGUUUGACCUCUGCGUUAGAAUUACACCUUAUACAAAAGAUACAAUCAUCCAUAAGUGAAAAAGACGAUGAAAACAGCCAAGAUUGGACACUGUUGCUGAAUAGAUUGCAUAGCUGCUCUGUGUUAAAGAAGAAGAUAAAGAAUAUAGCUUUGUUACCACCAGGUCUAGAGGAUGCACUUCAGAGCAAUACAAGCAGUAUUGUCAGAUAUGGCUUCAUUCAUAACGAGUUCUAUGUCACUGUCAGAAAUGGUCAUGAAAACAAAAUUCGAAAAGAAAUCCAAGAAAUUCUUUCUCAUCAUUCAAGUGCUUUCAAGUACACUCUCCAUACUGAAACAGAAAGUGACGUUUCAUUUUAUACUUGUUCUGCACAAGGACAGAAACUUUUCCGAUCUCUUGAAGAACAUAGAAAAGGGCGAUAUGGUACUCUUGGUUGCACUGCUCUACUAAACGACGAGAGCCCAAUUGCAUUCACCUGCAGUCAUGUUUGUGUGGAAGGAACGGAUGUCUUCAUUGAUUCCGACGGAGAAAUUGUGAAGUUAGGGACUUGUGUUCAUAGUACAAAUUCAGGACAGUGGCUAAAUAUUCAAAGUGACCUUUCUAUUGUCAAAAUAACAGGUGAAGAACAUGAACUGGGGUUUCCAAUAAAGAAAGCGAUGCGAGAUAUAAAUGAUGAGGAGCGAACAGCAUCCCUCUUACAACCACCAAAGGAGAUUGAAAGUCUACAAAAAGAACACGUUUAUAAAAAAGGAGCAUCUACGGUCUGGACCAAGGGGAAAAUAGUGGGGAGUCAGAAGUUUUCACCAAGCUGGAAAGAAGCUAUUUUAGUCCAAAGUCUUGAAGAAAAUGGAGCUUUCGCCCUACCAGGAGAUUCUGGAGCAAUAGUUUUCAGAGAGGGGCGCGAUGCACUUAAAGAUAGAAUUGACAUAAUAGCUGUUGUCAUCGGAGAGAUGAAAAUACCCGACUCUGACACUAUUUCCCAUUUGUGUGGCUAUUUUCAUGAUGCAAUUUUAACAAUCGCAGAAAAAUACCCCGAAAUUGAAAAAAUAUCUAUGGUGAAUCCUGUUGGUGAAGACACCAUACUUUACCGGCGUAAAAACAGUUAUUGUGUUUUGUCUUGAGUUAAAAAAGACAGAAGUUUGUGCUAAAUAUGCUUGGUUAUAAAUUUUGACUGUCAUUGGUAUUGUCAACGAAAAUGUUUUCAAACUAAUUAUG
Saccostrea cuccullata (small rock oyster) is the source of this 1751-nucleotide messenger RNA. RefSeq lists its product as uncharacterized. The record is from RefSeq and is a predicted model, not a curated record. The transcript has 5 exons. Bases 38 to 1657 code for a protein of 539 amino acids. NCBI's taxonomy places the organism in Eukaryota, Metazoa, Mollusca, Bivalvia, Ostreida, Ostreidae.